Molecule: messenger RNA, 789 nt
Organism: Thelazia callipaeda (thelaziosis nematode)
Lineage: Eukaryota; Metazoa; Nematoda; Chromadorea; Rhabditida; Thelaziidae
Source: the annotation of a GenBank genome assembly
AUGGAAAAUCAUCGUCAUGACUGCCUGAUAUUCGGCAAUUAUCAUUUUAUAAUUAUUACUGAACUAUUGCUGAUCUUCGUUUCAUCGAUUGUCUCACACUGCAUUGAUGAGGGAUCUCACUAUCCUGAAAACUUCAUUUGGAUUCAGGACGAACAUUUUAAUGUGACUUGUAAAAAAGGAAAAAUUGAGGUGUUGAACUGUGUGAGUGAUCGCGGAACAGUAAUACCUCUUAUGACUCAGUCAUUUUGGGAAAACGAUAUCGAGUAUUCAUGUAUGGAUGAUGAAGUCAAAGGUGAAGAAGGGUCAGGAGAAGAAGACAACAGCAAUUGCGGAAGUCGACAAGAUUAUCAUCAAAAUCAUUUUGUUAUCUCUUGUAUUACAAAUAAGUUUACUGCAUGUGUAGACAAGAAUGGUGAUACCUUGAAGGAAGGACUGUUUCUAUUAGAAAAUGGACAGCUCAGGAACUGUUACAUAUACAGUAAUGGGAAGAGAGCUAGGAUCGAGAGUAAAGGUUGCUUCAAUGGUACUGAUGAUGAUGAUAUCAUGGAUGAAUCACUGCAUAUCAAGAAAUAUGCAAUUUGGAGAGAAGGAAAUUACGAUCUGAGGUGUGGUGAUGUGGGAAUACAUGUUUAUAGAUGUCAUUUAGCAAAGAAUCAGAAAGUUCAUGCAGGUACGGCGUGGAUCGAAGCUAACGGCACUGUGAGUGUUUGUGGAGAAGGAAUUUACGCAUACUCACGCGCUGUACAGCUGCACGCAGUCCGUGUCAAGGAAAGUGACAACUCUCACUAA